AAGUGCAGAAAACCCGUCCCGGUUUCACCAGUAUAUCUCUCCGCACCAGCCGAGCGGAGCCGCGUUUCUGCAGAAAGAAAACCGAAAGUGUCUCCGGCACAAGGGCGAUGGCGGACACCUACUCCUACCCUCUGCUCGUGGAGCUCCCAGACGGAAACAUACCUAAAUUAAAAAAUAAGUUAGUGAAAUACUUUCAAAGUAAGAAAUCCAACGGUGGCGACUGCGAGGUGGACUAUGAGCCCGGCAGCAGGACGGCCGUGCUGCGCUUCCGCAGAGAGGAGGACCAGAGAAACGUUCUGGCGAAAGCGGCGCAUCAAAUCAGUUUGGAUAAGGGUGUCAUAAAGAUGACGGUUCAUCUACCUUCAGAGGAGAAAAAAACGCAGGAAACCCCAUCUGAGAAAGGCAACAAGUCAGACGUUGCAGUGACGAUCAAAGAGAGUAAGGCUGAUGAACCCAACCCUGCAGAUCCAGUUCAGACAGAGGAAAAGGGCAAAGAAGCUGAUGCAGCAGAUGAAGAGCUGUGCUCCACCUCGGCUGUUCUAGAGAAUCUUUCAGAAAGGGGAAGCGAGGAGUUUUUGCAGAUGCUGGUGGAGAACAUUUUAAAAGCCCAUGCUCAUUCUUCUGCCUCUCAAGGCUUCAAUUUGGAAAUCAUUCCUGAGAUCUCAUCUGCUGUUGUGACUUUCCAGAGUGGAAAAGUGAAUGCUGACUUUAUUGCACAAUGCCCUCAAAACAAGAUGUUCACAAAGCUGAAUUUUUCAGUCCGACCACUUGAAGUCACAAAGCAAGUAGUAGUGGAGAACAUUCAAAAUACUAACGUCGACAUGCUCCAACUAUACUUUGAAAGUGAAGGUGGGGAUGUGGAUGAUCUAAACCUUAAUGAAGCGGAACAGUCUGCUGUCAUUACAUUUGAAGACUGUCAAGCUGUUCAAAAAGUCUUGAAGAAGAAACAUCACAUCAAAAAUGAAGAUAUCAAAGUCUAUCCAUUUUACAAAUCUUUGGGAGUAGCCCUGUAUGGCAAGGAUCAACCUUCCCUUAAACUUCCUGCUGCCACCUCUGAGCCCAUAGACAGUGAUAUCUGGAGAUACCUCACUAACAAUCAAGCAGCGGCCCAGAGCGUUCGUAGUGACAUGGCAAAACAUUUUUGUGAUGUGAAUCUUGACCAGUCUACUGUACGGUUGAGCCCCUUGUCAUUAUUACUGAAACAGAAAGACGCUAAAGCCACAAUGAAAGACUGGACGACUACUGUGAAGUCAGCCUUUGCACAAGCUAUGUCAAAAUUCAAAUCUCUGAAGUUCCCAGUAGAGUCAGAGGUGUGGGAAAAGUCAGAGGAGAAGAUCAGACAGUCACUGCUGAAUGAAGAUGUGCUGGUAGUGUCUGAAAAAUCCAGUGGUGUCCUAUCUGUGGUUGGCCUUGUGAAUGAUGUCAACAGACAAGAGAAAACGGUGUCUGAAGCCCUAAACAAGAUUAAUCAAACAGUGCAGAGGGAGAAAACAGUCAAAACCCAAGAGAUCAAAGUGCCACCAUCAAUUUUCCACAUCUUGUCUCAAGAUGGUCUUCAGGAUAAGCUUCUCCGAGUGUCCCCAGAGCUCAAAACACACUACGACAAAGAGGCUGCAGUUUUAAAAGUAACUGGCCUUUUCAAUGAGAUUUUUGAAGUGAGCAAAAUUAUAAAUGAUGGAAUCCUUGGAUUUAAACGGGGAAAUUUAGAGGUAGAUACUUAUGUGUUUGACAUGAUGAAGGAUGAACAACAAGAGGAGCUUACAAGUGCUCUCCUUACAUCUGUUGGCAUAAAUGCAGCAUUAGAAAUCAGUGCACAGAGGGUACAGCUGGUGGCUCUCUCAGACAAAGAUCUACUUCAUGGUCAAGACCACUUGAGAAGGUUUUUAAUAUCCCAGUACAUCGAUGUUGAAGACGUUGAUGUCCUGAAGAAGCCAGAGUGGCAGGUGUUGGUUGGUCAGUUGGAGAAUGAUAACAAUAAGAAAUGCAGGAUAACUCAAUCUCCUCAGAAAGUCGUGGUGUCCGGUCAUAAAGAUAGUGUCGAGCAAGUUAGCAGUGAACUCAGUAGCUUCUUAACACAGAAUGCUCAUGUUGAAACAACUGUUGAUGUUAAAGCAAAUGUCAUCAUUGACUAUAUUAAAAGUCUGGACAUGUCCUGGCUGAAGGACUGGGAAGACAAGGUAGCUGUGUCUUUCAGAAAAGAAGCCAUCUUCUUAAGUGGUUCCAGAGCUUCUGUGGAGCAAAUAAAGAUUUUGCUUGAAGAUGUAGUCGCUUCUGUGUCCUUUGACAUUUUAAGACUGUCCAAGCCUGGAGUGAAGAAGCUCUUCAAGGACAAGGAUAGCAUGUUAUUAUCCACAAUCAGGAGGGACACUGGUUGUCUGGUCCAACUGGUUGAUGAAGAUGGUGAUAAAGGAGAUGAUUGGGCUUCUGUACAAGUACAGAAACCUGUCUACCAAAUUAAAACACAAGAUGGGGUGGAAAUAGCUGUUUGCAAGGCUGACAUGUGCAGUUACCCUGUUGAUGCAGUUGUCAAUGCUUCUACUCCAGCCUUGAAACACAGUGCAGGUCUUGCAGCAGCACUUGUGAAAGCUGCUGGCCCUCAGUUGCAGGCUGAAUGUGACAGAAUUGUUUCGAAGGGACAACUCAAGCCCGGAGACUGUGUCAUAACUGGUGCCGGGGGGCAGCUUUGUUGCCAAAAAAUCAUCCAUGCAGUAGGGCCGAAGUACAUAAAAACGCCUUCACAUAAGGCUGAAGCUCAGCUGAGAAGAACUAUUAAAAACAGCUUAGAACUUGCUGAAACACAUGGUUGCACUUCUGUGGCUCUUCCUGCCGUUGGCAGAGGCCAGGGUUUUCCUCUCGAUCUCUGUGUAGCUACCGUCGUCAAAGCAGUGAAGGAUUACUAUCUUGAGAAAUAUGACACUAUCUUGAAGAUGAUUCAUUUGGUGGACAACGAUGACAGUGUAGUUCAGGCUAUGGAAGGUGCUGUCAAGCAGGAGUUUGGAAGUCACAGCGUUGUUAAUUCUCCACAACCUCUGACCACAAAAGUGUCCAAGUCUCCACCAGUGAAACGUGCUGUGGACGAUUCCUGCUUGUGUCGUGUGCAGACUAAAGAAGGCUUGGACAUCAUUCUUACAAAAGGAAACAUAGAGGCUUCAACGAUGGAGGUGAUAGUGAACACAGUGUCUGAAGAUUUUGACCUGACUAAAGGGGCAGUUUCAAGGGUCAUCCUGGCUGCGGCUGGACCCAGACUUCAGCAAAUGGUAGCAGCCCAAGAUCCUCGAGGAGCAGUCGGGGAGGUCGUUGUUACUGACGGCUGCAAUCUCAAGAGCCAAAAUGUGUAUCACACAGUUGCCCCUAGGUGGGACAAAGGCAAAAGUACAGCUAAGAAGACCUUAUGCGACAUCUUAAAUCGCUGCCUGGACUUGGCAGAGAGUAACCAUAUGAGUUCCAUAUCCUUCCCAGCCAUUGGCACUGGAAACCUGGGUUUCCCGAAAGACCUUGUAGCUUCUUUGAUGCUGGAAAAAAUAUUAGCGUUUAGCAGCCAGAACCACCCCAAGAACCUGAAAAAGGUUGUGAUUGUCCUUUAUCCUACGGAUGCUGAGACCAUCAAGGAAUUCAGUGAUGAAUUUAUGAAGAAGUUUCCCAGUGCUGCACAUGGCUCAUUGGCCCCUAACAAAGUACAAAGUCCAGCUGGCCCCUUUUCCAAUGUUGCCUCCAGUUCAGGAAUGCAUGAGACUAAACUGGGAAAUGUGACCAUUCAGGCAGUAACAGCAGACAUAACCCAGGAGACCACAGACGUCAUUGUCAACUCUUCCAAUGCAGACUUUUCUCUCAAGUCAGGAGUAUCUAAGGCUAUUCUGGAAGCAGCUGGUCAGGCUGUUGAACAGGAGUGCCGAAACCUUGCUGCCCAGCCCAACCCCGGCAUGAUAAUGACCCAGCCGGGUAACCUAAAGUGUAAGAAGAUCCUCCACCUAAUCGGAACAACAGACACAAUAAAAAUCAAUAAAAGUGUGAAAGAAGCCCUGGAAAUGUGUCUGAAAACAUCCCACACUUCGGUUUCAUUUCCUGCCAUUGGCACAGGUCAAGGCAAUGUACAAGCAAGACAGGUGGCGGAUUCCAUGUUGGAUGCAGUGAUUGAGGUGUUAAGCCAAAACACUUCCAGUACCCUGACAACAGUCCGGAUAGUGGUGUUCCAGCCACACAUGCUCAAAGACUUUUCUGACAGUAUGCACCAAAGGGGACAUAUCGACGCAAAGGAUAAAGGAGGAGCCUUCAUGCAAUUUUGGGGCAAAUUGAAAACAAUAUUAGUGGGUAAAACUACUGAAAGUCCAGAUAAAAAGGAGGAUUUUGUCAUUGUGACCGUCCAAGGGGACCCUACAUGUUUCCACAUCUGCGGUGGCAGACAGGCUGAAGUAGACUCUGCCAAGAAACGGAUAACUGACCUGAUAUCCAUGGGGCAAACCAGUGUCCUCGUCACAGACAGCAGCAUCUCUAACAUGGGUCAGGCAGACAUCCAGCAACUCAUUGACAUCCAGAAGAAAUUAGGGGUUGUCAUUAGAUCUGAGAUCAUGAACGGCCAACACUCACUCAUCAUUGAAGGACUCCAAAAGGACGUGUUUGAAGUAAAGUGUGCGGUCUAUGAUAUGUUGAAGAAGGUGAGAGAGGUGGAGGAAAUGAAGAGGAACAUGGCGCUUGCAGGCAGAGUGGCAGACUGGCAGUAUGAGCAGAGUGGACAGUUCAUAAGUUUUGAUGCAAUGGCCAACUUCCAACUUGAGCAAGCAUGCGAAGAGUCAAAACCACGUAUAACAAUUAAAGUCCAGGGACAAGUCUACACUGUGGUCCUGCCAAAUGGACCGGCCACUGACAGCCAGGGAAACGUUCUGAAGAUAAGGCGAAACGACAAACUAAAAGGUCAAGAAGUUCCUGUUUCUUGGGACCCCAUGCCAACUGGUACCACCUGCCUACCUUUUCUAAUCCAGCCUGGGACACCAGAGCACACUGAUGUCCUCAAUCUUUUCCAGGUUUCAUGCAAGCGACCAAUUACCAAGAUUGAGAGGAUCCAGAACCCUACAUUGUGGAAGGCUUAUCAGGCCAAGAAGCAGGACCUGGAGCUAAGAAAUAAGCAUCAGAACAACGAGAAACGCCUUUUCCAUGGAACCUGUGAAAGCACGGCUAGCAAAGUCAAUGAACUUGGCUUCAACAGGAGUUAUGCAGGAAUGAAUGCUGCGGCAUAUGGCAAUGGCACAUACUUCGCCGUCAAUGCCAGCUACUCUGCCAGUGACACCUACUCCAAACCCAAUAGCAAUGGGGAAAAGAUCAUGUACCUCUGCCGGGUGUUGACAGGAGAUUUCUGCAAAGGAAAGUCAGGCAUGAUCGAUGCACCGACCAAGGGGACCUCCUCUGUUGAAACAUACAACAGUGUUGUGGACAAUGAGGCUAACCCUAUCAUCUUCGUGAUCUUCCAUGACAACCAGGCGUAUCCUGAAUAUAUGAUUACAUUCCAGUGACACGCCCUAUUUGACAAUGUCUCAUGAAGUUACUUGAGAUAACCAUGAGAUAAUAUGGGUAAUAUAUCAAAUUUGAGUCUUUGUUUCAACUUUCACUUUGGAAAAGUAUUAGUAGUCUGACUCAUGUAGUGCCUUAAAAGGUUACAAUGAACACAUUGCCAUUUGAUCCAAGUAGUAAUCAAUGUUUUCUUUUGUUUGUUUGUUU
Molecule: messenger RNA, 5709 nt
Organism: Cololabis saira (Pacific saury)
Lineage: Eukaryota; Metazoa; Chordata; Actinopteri; Beloniformes; Belonidae
Gene: parp14rs1
Product: poly(ADP-ribose) polymerase family member 14-related sequence 1
Exons: 17
Coding region: 108-5504 (1798 amino acids)
Biological process (GO): negative regulation of gene expression
Cellular component (GO): nucleus; cytoplasm
Molecular function (GO): transcription corepressor activity; NAD+ poly-ADP-ribosyltransferase activity
Source: RefSeq, a predicted model, not a curated record